UGAUCCAUCCUUGGUUUAUCUGAUGGAUGUGGUGAGAACUAUGUGAUCAGCACUGAGAGCUCAGCGAAGGAAAGGCCUGGUCGAACGGGGACCCAGUUCAAUUCCGCUGAGAAAUGUGGGAUGCGUUAGUAGUCUCUGCAGUCUCACAGUUUGUGAUUGAGGUAGGCCAAGCAGGAACCGAAAACGGGUAUGUGUCGUACAAACUGAGAUCUCCGAGGCUCUUGGUCUCACCAACGGUCUUAAACUUGACCCCUUGCAGGCCGUUCUGGAUGUCGCUGUCGUACGAAUCGAACUCUGGACGAACGGUCAACUACAGCAACUGCGCUGUAGAGCUCUGGAAAUCUAGGCUCGAGCGAAGGGACACAAACAUAUUGGUGACUGGUCUCAUCUCAGUGCGGACAUCACCGUAUUCAAAGAACAUCAUGCUUGAAGGAUUAGUUCGUCUGGUGUGAGGAGUCCUCGCAGUAUACCCAGUCCGAGAGACUGUGUGCGUAACGUUAGUACAACAUCACAUGGCAAAUAUAUCUUUCAAAUUUCCGGGUCGGGUUGCAUGGCAUCCUCGUCCAGACGCGGGAUACAGG
This is a messenger RNA of Canariomyces notabilis, 581 nucleotides long. RefSeq lists its product as uncharacterized. The transcript has a single exon. The coding region runs from base 114 to 452 and encodes 112 amino acids. Lineage: Eukaryota; Fungi; Ascomycota; Sordariomycetes; Sordariales; Chaetomiaceae. The record is from RefSeq and is a predicted model, not a curated record.